GCUACCGGUAAAACAAAAUAAUUCCCGCGUUCAAGUUUCGCGUAAACCAAAAUUUUAAUUAUUAAAUUUUGAUUAUUAAUUAAAACUAAAACGAAAAAUGGAAGCUGGUAAAUUUGUGACAUUUAAUUGUGCCGGGAAAGUUAAUUUAAAUGACAGUAACUUGAGCAAAAUUGCGGGACUUAUGAAACAGCAAUUAGAUGAUAAUUGCAACGAGUUUAAAUUUCAGGUUAUCGAUGACCGGGUCCUGCUGUUCGAUUACGAUCUGCCAGGAGCUUCUGCUAUUUUUUAUCUGAAGCCGCUAAUCGAAUGCGUAGAGAUCAAUUUGAGAAUUUUAAUGAGAUACGAAAAAUACAACGCGCGGAUUCUAGACCAGGGUGAUGAUGAAACUGAAAAAAAUAAUUUGUACGAGAUCAGGAAAUCAAUUUGUAAUUUACUGGAUUACGUCAUCAGAUAUAUCAGCAGCAUUGGAGCUGAGUGGAUCAACAUGGAGAUGAAUCAGCUGCUAAAUUUCCAAGACGUCGAUAAAAUUUUACUGGUGAUAAAGAAAUUCAUCAGUAGACUGAGGUCCAGUGUACCCGCGAGUAUUUUUCAUUACGCGGUUUCAAAUAUCGGUAACCAGUGCAACCAACCGGAGUUCCAUCUGUAUCACAUGCACUUGGAACUGCGCUGGUUAAUUAUUUUAUUCACUUACGUACGAGCUGUCAAAUUCAACGCGAUAAUGGACACGCUGGUAAAUGACUUCAGCAAGACAAUUGAACUGGUGAUUGAUGACCUGGUCUACGUUUCAUUAAAAAUAUUUGAGCGGGUAAAUUGCAGCGAUUUGAAAUUCAAAACUCCGUACAGUUGCACGUGCGCAAGAGAGUUGUGGCUGAUGAUCCAGUUUGUCAUCGAGGAUCACAACAAAUUUGAAUUGUCCACGUUCUGGGACUACGUUAAUUCCGCGCUAGAUAAAAUUCAACAGACGGUAAAAAUAGAAUUGUUUAGUGUCUGGUUAAUUUAUCAUUUAGCGCAACUCCAAGGCUACAGUAGAGAUGGAAUUUUUGAUGGUCCCGAGAGCGGAAGAGUGGCAGCGAAUUAUGAAAAAAUAGACCGGGUGCUUCGAGGAUUUUCACGUCAGCCAGAUGACGUCGACGAAGAACUUCGAGUUGUCAUUCCAGUUCUGAAGAAACUUACGACUGACUGGUGGCCGUUUAAAAUAAUGAUCAUCAACAAUUUGUGGGAAUGCUUCCAUCGGAGGCUGGACCAGCCGUUCCUGACCUCCCAGGGUCUCUGGUCAGUAUCAAUGGACAGAAAAACUCCUGCUGAUAUGCUGAGACAAGUGAAGGAAAGGAUUGAAUGCGCGUCGAAAGAUCAGGCGGAGUCCAGUUACGGGAUGUUUUUAAAUUUUCUGGGCCACGUGCUGAAGCGCAGCCACGAGCAAGCUGUCGGCGGGAGAAAAUCAAACCACUGGAAUCAAGUAAAAGGGCGGAUUUGUUCGAAAUUUACUAGGAGCAAAGUCCAGGAGUUCAAUGAAGCCGCGUUAGUUAAUUUUAUUUCGCUUUUUUUAACCCUGGCAGUCACGACUGCUGACACUGCGAACGUCUGCGCGAUAAUGCUGGACCUUUUGCCACCAGUUCAUCAUCAGCAGCAGCAGGAAGAUGAAAAUUUACGGAGACGUAUUCUGCUGAGCUGGAAGGGGCAGCUCUGUGUCCUGCUGGUUUACAUGGAGAAUAAUUUGAACUUGCAGCCGGUUGCUGAUAGGUACAUCCAAGUAGUCAAUGUCAUUUGCUGCAGGCAUGACGAGCUGGCCAGGACGAUGAUGUCCACGUUCAUUGACACGCUGGCAACGCUGAUUACGGUCAGCGAGAAACUUGAUCACGGAGAGCACAACUUCAUUGGGGGCUGGAUCGAUCGUUACUUGCGCGAGUGUCCGAAGAACAAGGUCCCGGUGCUGCUUAAAAUAAUUCAGGAUAUUUUGAACAAGCUGUCGUUGAUUGACAGCAAGGACAAUAACAUGCUUGCUGCGCUGAUGGUAAAUGUCGUCGGGUGCGUUCGCACGAUGGUAUUUUCAGCAGCCGGUAAUUACUAUCAAGAAAUCGCUGGACUUGCUGUGGGAUUUACUGUCCAGGCAUCCAGGAACAGAGAAACCGCAGAAGCGAAUCGUCAAGAAGCCCCGUCGCUUUUCAUUCACUUCACCUCGACCCUCAAAGUAAAAGACGCCCGGAUCAUCAGCUGCUACUUGGCUUCCGUUCUGAAUAAUCCUGAGCUGGAGCCUUUGAGGGAAAUUAAAAAUUUUAAUUUGCUUGUGACCCAGGCCUGGCUCAAGUGCUGCAUCCAUGGUCAGGAUUCAUCAGCCGUCAGCGAAAUUAAAACAAUAAAACGUUUUGUUGUUGAACUAGAUGAUUUCAAAAAUUUAUUUAAUCAGCAGGACAGAGAUAAAUUCGUUGAAAAUCCCGAGUCGUUGAUCAGCUGGACCAUGGCGCUGGCCAACAGACGUCGGGCUCUUGAACAAGACUCGGAAAUCACGGCUCUGGAUGUCAAGACUCGGGCAGUCUUGGGUAAUCUUGACAAGUGGGUGCUGACACCAAUAAGACCCGAUACUCAGGACAGUGAACUGUCUUGGUGGAUAUACAGAUGUCUGGGUACGAUAUUUUUGUGCUGUGGCGCAAUGCUGCACACGAAAACUCAUGCCAGCAUGCUGCUAAAUUACAUAAAUAAAUUUGUGAUACUCAAGAAUAAAGAGGACGAGUAUCUUCGACAUCUGGCCAAGAAAAUAUUUUCGAUGGUCGUGCUGGGACUGGAGUCUGCUAACGCGAAAAAUGACGUGACCCUUUUCAACUUGACAUCCGAAUUAUUACAAACAUACUUGCCGCUGCUUGUCACUGAGAACCCACCAGACAAAAGCUUCCGUGUAUCCGAAUCACUGACCCGGUGCUUCACCGACACCGCCGCUGAUUUCUGUAAAUUUAUCAUCGAAAAAUUGUCAACACUUUUGAAAAUAUCAUCAGAUAAUUCACUGCACAAAUACUGCUACCUGGUGAUGGCUCUUAUCAGCAGUCUCCUGGAAAUUUCCGUGUCCCAAUCGAAAAAAUAUAUCACUGAGUUCAUCGUGUCCCGGUGCACGGGUCAUAUUAUUGAAGCUUACAUUCGUCUUCAUGAACAUCAUCCCCACAAAUCUCAGACAAUUAAAUUUAUCAAUAAUGUGUGCGCUAAUUAUUAUUAUAAACACGAUUCAAAUUUGAGAGAUAAAUUAUCAAAUACGAUUGCGACGACUUUGAUAAAUUAUUUGCUGUCAAAUUCGCUGGCUACUUGGGAAAUCGUACAGUCAAUAAACACACAUGAUUUAAAAAUAAAAAUAAUUACAGAAGUACAACAGGGUAUUGUUAAAUUACAAAGAAAUUGUCAUCCUCAGAAUGCUAAAUCACUCAGAGAACUGUCAAUUAAACUCACAGACCACGUGAAAAAAAUAAAUGAAAAAAUUUAAUUAAUUGAUUAAUUAUUUGUACUGUGAUUAACG
Molecule: messenger RNA, 3496 nt
Organism: Microplitis demolitor
Lineage: Eukaryota; Metazoa; Arthropoda; Insecta; Hymenoptera; Braconidae
Product: protein MMS22-like
Exons: 4
Coding region: 98-3463 (1121 amino acids)
Biological process (GO): double-strand break repair via homologous recombination; replication fork processing
Cellular component (GO): nuclear replication fork
Source: RefSeq, a predicted model, not a curated record